GCGGAGAAGAUUGGCAUUGUUGGGCGGACUGGUGCCGGCAAAAGCUCUCUCACUCUGGCGCUCUUCCGAAUCAUCGAGGCGGCCAAGGGAAAGAUCGUCAUGGACAACAUUGACGUGUCUAAGCUGGGUCUUCAGCUGCUGCGCUCUCGCAUUACCAUCAUCCCCCAGGAUCCGGUGCUCUUCUGCGGCACUAUUCGCUCCAACCUCGACCCCUUCGACAAGUACACUGACGAGCAGCUGUGGCACGUACUGGAGCUGGGCCAUCUGAAGACAUUCGUCAAGAGCCUCGAGAUUGAACNCGAGGGCGGCGAGAACCUCAGUGUUGGCCAGCGUCAGCUGAUCUGUCUGGCGAGAGCACUGCUUCGAAAGACAAACGUCCUCGUUCUGGACGAAGCGACGGCCGCCGUCGACCUGGAAACCGAUUCCCUCAUUCAGUCGACCAUCAGAACGCAGUUCUCGCACUGCACAGUGCUCACCAUUGCGCACCGUUUGAAUACGAUUUUGGACUCAGAUCGUGUCAUGGUUCUGGACGCCGGAAAUGUCGCCGAGUUUGAUUCACCUAAAAACCUACUCUCUGACCACCAGUCCAUCUUUUACUCGCUGGCCAAGGACGCCGGCAUUGUCUCCUAG
This is a messenger RNA of Rhagoletis zephyria (snowberry fruit fly), 630 nucleotides long. Lineage: Eukaryota; Metazoa; Arthropoda; Insecta; Diptera; Tephritidae. The record is from RefSeq and is a predicted model, not a curated record.